This is a messenger RNA of Exophiala oligosperma, 1572 nucleotides long. RefSeq lists its product as hypothetical. Bases 495 to 1472 code for a protein of 325 amino acids. Gene Ontology annotation, molecular function: Hsp90 protein binding. The transcript is spliced from 2 exons. NCBI's taxonomy places the organism in Eukaryota, Fungi, Ascomycota, Eurotiomycetes, Chaetothyriales, Herpotrichiellaceae. The record is from RefSeq and is a predicted model, not a curated record. Gene Ontology annotation, biological process: protein folding.
GAAGCAUACCUAACUCUUUCGUUCGACGGUCUGUAGCUUGUUAUUAUCAUUGGGGCACAUGCUGUAUCGUACGGAAAUAGAAUCGGAGCGUGGAGUGCAACGACCUCUAAAAUAUUUAUUCAGAUUUCCAUGAUGCACCCCGCAUCCUCAAUUUUCCAAAUUUACAGCGGCUUUGCGCUGUUGCUUUUCUCCUGUUCGACAUUCCGACUCUCAUGACAAUGUCCCGAAUAGAAGAGCUUCCCGAUGACUUUGACGAGAGCCUCAGCCUCAAUGAGGCUCCCGCUGCGCCCUCGAUCGAGGAACUGUACGAGCAACAUCUCUCCGGACCCGAUCAAAACCACAUCUCGUCCAAGAGUUUUGAAGAGAUUGUGCAGGAUAUGAGCAAAACACCCCUUUUCAUGAAUAGCGUUGAUGAUGCGACUACGGACGGUACGCUCGAUUCUACUUUUGCUCAUGCGCAUGGCUGAGCAAAACGUGCAGAUGGAGAAAACAUUAUGAUUGAGGCCAUCAAGGCCCUACAGUACGAAGGUACAAAGGCAGAAGUUGCCCAAGGAUUCAAGGAGCGUGGGAAUGAAAUGGCCGCUGAGAAGAAAUGGACCGAUGCCAAAGAGUUCUAUUCCAAAGGGAUAGCAGUCUUGGUCGACCGCGGCGAGGACAAAUGGGACAAACCGCAAGAUAUGGAGGCGGAACAAAAACUGCGAACCACGGUGGAGGAACAACUAUAUGUCAAUCGAGCCCUAUGUAAUCUCGAGCUCAAAAACUAUCGUUCGACGACGCUGGACUGCGCAGCAGCAUUGCGAAUCAAUCCAUCGAAUGUGAAAGCUCACUAUCGUUCGGCGGCUGCUCUAUUUGCGCUUGACAAAGUGCUAGAAGCCCUCGAUGUCGCGUCUCGCGGCCUUAAGAUUGACCCAGACAAUGUCGUUCUGAAGAAACUGUUAGAUCAGAUCAGAGCGCGAGCAACAGUCAAGGAGCAACAGGACCGACGGCGGCGGGCAGAACAGAAAAGGAAGCAACAAGAACAGCUUGUCCUUGCGACGGCAUUAAAAGCCAGAAACAUCCAACUACGAGGUUCUAAGGAUCCACCGAAUCUUGAAGGCGCCUCCAUACGAUUGUCGCCGGAUCCUCUAUCCCCAACGAGCAUGUUGGAGUUCCCGGUGAUGUUCUUGUACCCGAUGCAUAACCAGUCUGAUUUCAUCAAGGCGUGGGCCGAGAAGGAUGCUAUUGAGCAUCACCUAAGCUACAUCCUGCCCCUGCCUUGGGACAGCAAGAAUGAGUACAAGCCGUCGGCGAUUGACUGUUACAUGGACACGGUCAGCGGCGGAUUGAUGAAGAUCGGCAAGAAGUUGACGUUAUUAGAGGCCUUGUCAAAUGGCAAGACUGAGAUUGUGGAUGGACUUGUCAGGAUAUAUGUGGUACCAGUGUCGCUGGCAGGCCGGUGGAUAGACGAGGUGAAGAGGAAAAAGAACAAGUAGAAGGGACAAGAAUACAACUGCUCAGUACCUCGUAUCCGUACGGAUUAGAUAUAAUCUACCUAGACUGUUGCACUGUGUAAAACCAUCAUGCCGCCCUCAG